AUGAAGCUUCAAAGCACCUCUGCCACCGCAGCUCUGCUGUUUGGUCAAGUUUUCGGCUCUCCGCUACGUCCAGCCUUGCUCCGUCGGGAGGUCCCCCAGGAACACUCUCAUGAUCUCUUCCUCUCCAUUACGAAUGAAGCUCUAGCCAAGGACAACCCCAAGGGCAUCAAAGACGCCGUUUUUGGACUUCUCGGCAAUGCAGCUGCCGCCGGCGGCGCUGGAAGCGUGACCAACUUUGACUGCCUCAAGCAGGAGACGGCCGAUCAGGCUUUUACCAAUGGUAAAGCUGCCGGUGAUAUUCGACUCAUGGCCGGAGCAUUAGUGUACCAGGCCUUGGAGAGAAACACCGGCAAGGUCGGACUCGCAAGUGUUGCUUGCACAGAACAGGCUGUGAACCCGGAAAUACAAGCCGUUAAGCCUCACCAAGAUCCAGCGUCUGCUAAUGCUGCCUCUAUUAACAAGGGCAUUACUCUUGAGUUGGCGAGGCAGCUGAAGGGUAUUGGGGCAGAUCCAAACCUCGCCCUGCUGAGUGGUACCUUUGCUCCAGGUGAUCUUAGUGAUGCCACCGCCAAGGGUAAUUCCUGCGACGAUCCUGACCCCAAGCUUGGAUGUAUCUUCACGACCGGCAAACUUGUACUCGACGCAAGUCAGGACGAAGUCACCUCCGCUGCAUCCGCAGUGGCCCAGACAUUUACUGGCACCGGCGGCAUUCAGGCCACAGACUUGGUCGACUUGAAUACAUUCUCCACUGCCAAUGUCCAAGGAGGAGGUGCUGCUCCAACGGGGAAUAGCAACGUUGUGACAACUGCUCAACCAGCUUCUCAAGCAACCCCAACCCCCGUUAAAGCCUGCAAGAAGAAACCGGCUGCUUCUCAGUCUCCAGCCUCUAACGGCAAUCAAGCCUCCACAGCAAGCGGAAACAAUGUUCAAACAUUUACCGGAACUCUUGGUGGUCCUCCUCCUCCCGUCAUCUCUGGCACGGGAAACCGACCUUUUUCCGUUAACGGAGAUACCUUUGUCAAUGCCGGAGCUGCUCUUCAAAGAUCCUGUGACGUUCAACACAAUGCAUGUGCCAAUGCUGCCAACUCUGGCAAGCUUUCUGGGGGUGUAGGUCAAUGCGAUCAGCAGAAUAAUGAGUGCAGAGCUGCCGCGUCUGGUGCUUCCAACAAUGCCGGAAACAACAAUGCGAACAACGGAAACGCCGCUAGCAAUAACGGUAACAACGGCGCCGGAAAUAAUACUGGCAGUGAUAACACUGGCAAUGGAAGCACUGGGAACGGAAACGCAGGAGGCAAUACUGGCAACUUUGGCUCAUGUUCCAACCCCAGCAUCAAGUUUGCCAACGGGCUUGAUGGUCGCAAAGAAGCGGCGUUUGCGCCGGUCGACCAAACAGACUUUAACCAUGGGUCGGCAUUGAACAUCAAGAUCAUCGCUGACUUUAUCUGCGACCGACUUAAUGAUCAGUGUAAGGCUGGUGCUGCUGUGGUUGCCAAGUGUCAAGGUGCGUCUGCGGCCGCGUCUCAGCAGAAGGGUCAAGCUGCAGCGGAUGCUUUCAAUCAAGCUCUUGGCGUUUCUUCGAAUUAG
Messenger RNA from Pochonia chlamydosporia 170, 1584 nucleotides. RefSeq lists its product as hypothetical. The record is from RefSeq and is a predicted model, not a curated record. The transcript has 2 exons. NCBI's taxonomy places the organism in Eukaryota, Fungi, Ascomycota, Sordariomycetes, Hypocreales, Clavicipitaceae. Bases 1 to 1584 code for a protein of 527 amino acids.